UAACUAUUAUGACGUCAUGGCAACUAGCGCUUACUACACACAGCCCAUCAAACGUGUAUUUCUCAUCUAGGCUAUACCGCUUGCUUUAAACCCUACCGAGAAAAUUGUCUGUCUGAAGAGGGCGGUUUCGUUGUGUGUCGGUUUGAGUGUUGAGUGAGUGACGGUAAAUGAAGUCCUUCCUAGAAGAGCGGGAGAAGCGAUGCCACCGGGUUGUCUCCGAGUAGAACUCAUUUGGGGGUUUGUAGUCGAUUUUAUUUGAUCGGUGAGCAAUCAAUCGGUAGCAGCGGAGGUGAAGACGCCGGGGUGCUUUCUGCUCUUCUGUCAUAUAGGCUCUUCCCAGCUGUGUUGUCUGUGUUGUGAGCUCAGGCGGACUGCCCUUCCACCCACCUCAAGAUGCACAUGAAUAGCUUAUUAAACCAGUGCACGGAGAUCUCCAGGAUGUGCGAGGUGGACGUUUCGUCUGAGCCCACCAGCCCGACGCUGUACAGAGAGUCUUCUGAUACAUACUGCCAUGUGGACCGCUGGCAGAAGCUACGCACAGCCGUCCGCAAGCUCGAAUUCUGGGAGAACUUCACACAUGAGCUGAUUGGCAGUGGCUUCUUCUCAAAGGUUUACAAGGUAAUACACAAUACCACGCGGAAGGUGACGGUAGUAAAGAUCUAUAAGAAUGAUGUUGACCAAGACAGCAUCGUACGAGAAAUCAGCCUUCUGCAGAAACUCUCACACCCAAACAUCGUGAGGUAUCUUGGUAUUUGUGUCAAAGAAGACAAGUUGUACCCAAUUCUGGAGUAUGUUAGUGGAGGAUGUUUAGAGGAGCUGUUGGCCAGGAAAGAUGUGCCUCUAUGCUGGAGAGAGAAAGUAGAGCUGGCCUCUGACAUCACCAGAGGGAUGAUUUACCUCCACUACAAGAACAUCUACCACAGAGAUCUGAACUCUAAGAAUUGUCUAAUAAGGGUGACAGCGAGAGGCAGAGAAGCUCUGGUUACUGAUUUUGGUUUGGCUCGAGAGGUGGUUGAACUUCCUGCAAAGGACAGAAAGCUUUCACUCGUGGGCUCUGCUUUCUGGAUGGCCCCUGAGAUGCUGCGUGGGGAGCCCUACGACCGCAAGGUGGAUGUGUUCUCCUUUGGAAUUGUUUUGUGCGAAAUUCUGGCUAGGAUCCCAGCAGAUCCAGAAAUCCUUCCAAGAACACAGGACUACGGCCUGGAUGUUUCAGCCUUUGGGAAAAUGGUCAGUGAGUGUCCUCAGCGUAUUUUAGAGUUGGCAGCCAGUUGCUGUUUGAUAGAGGCUUUCCGAAGACCCUCUUUCACAGAGCUUCAAGACGAGUUGGGUGAAAUCGCUGAGACUUUGGAGGCUCCUCACACUGAUCUCACCACAGGCUGAUCUGCGGCACAUCCUCUGGUAUCCCAUCAGCCCUGCGAAUGGACACAAGCAGCUGGAGUUCUGUACAUAGACUUAAACACAAUGACAAAUGCGGCAGAACUGCAGUUUUCUCUCUGGGCUGUUUGCAUUGAAAGAGCAAAUCAAGGAAAAGGUCGCUAUUUAUUAUGAACGUUCUACAAGUAACUAGAACUCCACACACUUGUUCGUAAUAUAUACUGUGCAAUAUAUAAUAGUAGUAUACCAAGAGAAAUAUUGUAUCAGGUUCCAGCUAAAGUGUUUCUUUCAUUAUUUCAAAGCUACAGAUUUUCAAACGUGUGUUAUUCUUGUUUUGUACAUGAAUCAUUUUAUAUUGGAAAAAUAAAACCUAAGAGGCUUCAGAUUACCAUUGAUAAAAGGACUAACUUGGUGGUGGGGGGGUCACAAGUUUUAAAUAACCAAAUAAUAUUUUCAUAGGCUUUAGUAUAUCGAUACUUGAUUAAAUUAAAUUGUACAAGAGAAAUUCAUUUAUUUUGGUACCAAAUGCCCAAAUAGGAAAAAAAUGAAUUUAUAUUGCUGACUUUUUUGAAAAGCGACAUAUUUGAAAAAUCUUUGAGUGUACUUUUUGUUAUUUGAAAAGCACUGUAUACAGGAGCAAGCACUCAACUCAUCACUGAUCUUUGGAAAUUCUCCACCGCAGGAUGAGGCCCAUUUCCUGUCUGCAAGGGCCUCGUGUUACUGCUGCGGUGUUCACAUUGUGCAUUGUGCUGAGUGUUUGUUCUUUUCAACAUUCAAAGCUUAAAUGUUUCCUGUUCUAACACUUUUUUUUUUAAUCCAUUUUAGCUGACUUGUUUGACAUGUGUUGUGAAUUUCAGUACUCACACAUACAGUAUGUAUCAGAAGCGUGAGAUGGCAUCAGUAAACCGUGACACCAAACAAUUUCUCUGGACAUAUUAUUGGCUGUAACGGAAUAAGAAAUGUGAGAUUAAGUGUUUAAGACCAUCCUGCUGUAGUAGUCUGAAAAAUUUCUGCAACUUGAGCAAAAACGAACAGUCUGUAAUACUGAAAUCAUUAUUCCUUUCUAAUUUCAAAUGCUUAACUUGCCACUAUUGAUCUGUAUUUGUAUUUAAUAUUUAUACGUAAGUUCUGCUUAGAUGCUAUUUCAGUUUUUAAUCAUUAUGUGAAUUGCAUGUUGAACAUCGUUCAAGUUAACUUUAACAAAAUCUACAUUCUGUGCCUCAAAAGAGAACGCUUGUGUUCUUGGGAAUCUUUUGGUGAGAAAUAUGUCAUGUUAUAACCUCUCAUCUCUGAAACAAGCCUGAUGUCUGUAAAGUCAGAAUCCUCCUGUGGUUUGUAGUGUUUUUGUAAUGUAGUACAUGAUAUAAAAAGAGAAAAGGAAG
This is a messenger RNA of Carassius auratus (goldfish), 2756 nucleotides long. RefSeq names its product dual specificity testis-specific protein kinase 2-like. The transcript is spliced from 10 exons. Bases 394 to 1380 code for a protein of 328 amino acids. The record is from RefSeq and is a predicted model, not a curated record. Lineage: Eukaryota; Metazoa; Chordata; Actinopteri; Cypriniformes; Cyprinidae. Gene Ontology annotation, cellular component: cytoplasm; nucleus. Gene Ontology annotation, molecular function: ATP binding; protein serine/threonine kinase activity. Gene Ontology annotation, biological process: actin cytoskeleton organization; protein phosphorylation.